This is a messenger RNA of Aspergillus campestris IBT 28561, 1185 nucleotides long. RefSeq lists its product as uncharacterized. The transcript has 5 exons. Lineage: Eukaryota; Fungi; Ascomycota; Eurotiomycetes; Eurotiales; Aspergillaceae. Gene Ontology annotation, molecular function: metallopeptidase activity. The coding region runs from base 121 to 933 and encodes 270 amino acids. The record is from RefSeq and is a predicted model, not a curated record.
AGAAUCGUGCGACCGUUAGUUUCCUCGUACCUUCCCUCCUGAAGUCAAUCACUCUAACACCAUGCAGGACACCCACUAUCGAAAACUCGCCUAUUAAAUGGCCUUCCCAAAGCAUUAAAAAUGGUGGACAAUGCCGUCAAGAUGCUUGACAAAAACGAUGAUGAAACUUUUAAACUUCGAGAUAUGCUAUUCCCCAAGCUCGCCUUCCACAAGCUUAACAAGCCAAGAGAGGCAUUGCAAACAGUCUCCGAUGCGAUGGUCUUGAAUUCGGGCAGAGACGCCGGUGUCAAAGAUAUGCGGGACCCAAUAAUCUUCUGCGACCUAGACCGAUGGGAAAAAGUCGGCUCUGCCAAACGCGGCGAGCCGCAGGCUUACAGAAACAAACUGACACAAAAGUUCGACGAUAACGCAGACGGGAUGCUCACCAAAUGUAUGCACAAAAAAGAGGUCGCGGCCUAUUCCUCCAGAUUUGAAGGGGAGGGUUCCGAAAAUAGUCAGGAUUUUAUCCAACUUUGCCCCUGGUGGUUGGAAUGGGUGGAAGGAGACGAGCUUCAAAAGGAUCUCAAUAAAUGGACCGACGCGGAAUGGGCCAAUAUGAGGUUGCCUCCUCAAGCCUCCAAGCCGGGGAAGGAGACCUGGCUAGAUGCGAUUCUCACAUUUGAGCGUAAUCUUAUCCAUGAGUUCUCUCACACAAGCAAUGGUGGUAAGACGGACGAUAUGAAGGGCCCGGAUGGAUCGAUGCUGUAUGGAUGGAAACAAUGUGUCAACACGCCCGUUCUUGAUAAGUUUAAAAAUGCCGACUCUCUCGGCCUUUUUUGCGUUGCCACGGACUUGGUGGAUAAGAAGAUGCAGAGGCCACUGAAGGAUGGAAAUUUGGAGAGGAUGUGUCCUGGCAAGGGAAAGACGUAUGAGAAUAAAUGUGCGGUGAUGUAAACAUGAUCAAGUAAUAUGGGCUCCCCACUGGGUGGCCCAGAUGGUUGGGAUAGUGAAAGGAGGACCACAUCAUGACACGCUAUAUCCAGCCAUGUAAUAGUUUUUGCUCUACCAAUACAAGAUGUGAACUAUGUCCAAAAUCGACAAUGCUCCUAAAACAAGUAUGUGAAUCGGGCUGUCCCCGUUUAUUUUCACACCACAUUUACCAAGUCAAUCAAUGCUGGGGCUUCCUGUGAUGGAGGAAAAGAGUGG